This is a messenger RNA of Cricetulus griseus (Chinese hamster), 1747 nucleotides long. The record is from RefSeq and is a predicted model, not a curated record. Lineage: Eukaryota; Metazoa; Chordata; Mammalia; Rodentia; Cricetidae.
CGCCCUAGUCGAGCGUCACAAAGCGCCAAAAGAUCUUGAAGUCCUUAGCCUACAGGCUCCGCCCUCUUGUCUCCAGGGCAACGCGCAGAGCUCCGCCUUAGAUUUCGGAAUAGAUAGUCGCUCCGCGUCCGCGCUCCCUUGCGCCAUGGCUUUCGGCUUAGCUACCAUUCCCGAGUCGCUCUCCAUCGAGGAAGAUUCCUCCUCACAGCCCAGAAAAACUUUUGUCAAAUGGGAUCUGGGCUCGAAGUUGGAGUCCGUUGCCAAGGAGACCACCACCCCUGGCCCGGACUUCCGGCGCGAGAGAAUAGACAGCCCGCCGGAUCUUGGCGAACGAGUCCUACCACAGAUCCACUUCCUGCGGCCGCGGCCCGCAAUCCCGAUGUUCUUAUUCAGUGUAUUGAAUUCCAGUGAUGCAAAUGUGAAGAAACUUUUACCCAAGAGCCAUUUAUCUCGGGUGAUUAUUCGGGACAACCUCAAUGCACAGCGCAUGUACGAGAUGGAGAUGAAAGCUUCCGACAAGACCAAGAGAAAAAUGAGCAACUUGUACGACUACCUGAAGAAAAAGUUCGUGGCAGAUCAGCUGAGAAAGAUGCUGCGCUGGAGGCGGGAGUCACUGAGCACCCAGCGGUACUUGGAUAAGCAACGUCUCUUCAGACACUCGGCUUAGACGGCAAGCCAGCCACCAUACCAGUGGCCUAAUGAUCUGCCCCAGAAACACAGAACCACCUUGGUGAGAACUAAGGGACUUAGGAACAUACUGGUCUCCACCACUGUAAGCAAUAAAGGGAAAGCAGCGGAUAGAAUAGAAGCAUAACCUGUCCUCGGUUCUAAUUUGCUUUGUUCCACCAUCCAUAUGGCCAACGAUGCUUUUUUGGUGGAAGGGGCAGGGUCAAGCCAGUCUCCCUGGUUUGUGUAAACAUGGAGACUUCUGUGCCUACUUAUUUUUUUCUUUUUCUUUUUUCCUACUUCUCUCUUUCCCUCCACCGUCCUCACUCUCUGUCUCUUUUUCAUGUCUGCCCUCCCUCCCUUCCUUCCUUCCUUCCUUCCUUCCUUCCUUCCUUCCUUCCUUCCUUCUCAUCCUCAUUUUGGUGUGGAGACACCUCAGGGAUUUGCACAUGCUGUCCUCAGCCCUGGUGCACACACCCCUGGGUGACAUCUGCUAGCUGCACUGAAGCUGUUGACAUCUUAGAUGCAAAGGACUGAGAAUGACCCUGUGCAAUAUUUAAGUGGUAAGGAGGUCAGGGUGAGGCACCAGACAGUGUUAUUCCUGCCACCCACCAGCUUGGAACCUCUCUGGGUCCCUGUUUCCUCAUCUGAAAGAGUCAGGCAGUAGGAAGAUAACCUGCGUCCAGGAGCUGGCAGAUGACAAGCGCCUGGCCCAGAGCUCUUUCUUUCCAACUGCUGUCCCUCCUGCUGCUUCCUUCUGCGGAACACUUUCAGACCCUCUGCUUCCUCUCUGCCCCCUAAGAGCUUGCUUAAGUCCCAUGCUUGCUUUUCUGGUUGACCUUGGCUUUUUCUGGUGGCUUCAUUCUGCCUGCAGUAUAGCAACUCAAGUCUUGCUCCUUAGCCCUGAUUAGACUGUAAGCAAAUAUUUUAACUUUCUCCCUGAUUUCUUUAGUGAGCCACUAAAGAAAUUUAAGUGUGUCUGUUUAGUCUAUAUGUAUUCAUGUGGUUUCUGUUGCCGUUGAUAUCUAGUUUUAUUCCACUAUGAUUUGAUAAUAUAAAAUAAAUUAUUUUGAUUAUUUUA